Lutzomyia longipalpis is the source of this 1229-nucleotide messenger RNA. RefSeq names its product STE20-related kinase adapter protein alpha (gene Stlk). NCBI's taxonomy places the organism in Eukaryota, Metazoa, Arthropoda, Insecta, Diptera, Psychodidae. The coding region runs from base 82 to 1143 and encodes 353 amino acids. Gene Ontology annotation, molecular function: protein serine/threonine kinase activator activity; ATP binding; protein kinase activity. Gene Ontology annotation, biological process: protein phosphorylation. The record is from RefSeq and is a predicted model, not a curated record. The transcript is spliced from 4 exons.
UUUUGCACCCUCUUGCGGGAAUUGUUGGAAAAAUAAACAAAAACAAAGUUUUUGUUUUGUGAAGAGAAAAAAAUUGUGAAAAUGUUCGGGUUUAAUCCAAAUGACUACGAAAUUCGCAAGGAAUUGGCAACUUGCUGCAAUGGGAUUGCUUCGGUGUAUCUGGCCAAACACACAUCCGGUCAAUUGGUGGCACUGAAGAAGUUCCGGAUGGAUAGGGCGAAGGAGGAGAGCGCAUAUAUUCGAGAUGAAAUUCUGACUAUGAGACAAUUUCAUCAUCCCAACAUAUUGUCCUUUUUCACAUCAUUUGUGGACAAUUUUGAUGUCUUUGUGAUUGCUCCCUUCAUGCCUUAUGGAUCCUGUCGGGAUACAAUGACCAAUUCAUGCCGUACAGGCUUUCCGGAAAUAAUCGUCGUACUGAUUCUACGAGACGUCCUCCAUGGAGUGGAAUAUCUGCACAAAAAAGGCUUUAUUCAUCGUGCCAUUCGUGCUAGUCACAUCCUCAUGAAUCACGAAAGGGCCGUUCUCACGGGCUUCCGUCAGGCAAUUACGCUCCUUUCGCACGGUGAACGCGUACGCAGUCUCCACAAUCUCCCGGCAAAUUCCACAAAGGGUCUCAAUUGGCUGGCUCCGGAGGUUCUGGAGCAGGAUCUUCUGGGCUACAGUGAGAAAUCCGACGUGUACAGCGUGGGCAUCUCGACGUGUGAGCUUUGCAAUGGGAUUGAACCAUUUGCCAAUAUGCCCACAACAUUUAUGCUUACGGAGAAGAUGCGCGGCAAUCAGCCAACAUUGCUGGAUUUCUCCACAUGCCCCACAGAGGACAUGAUUGUCCAGGCACUUGAUCCAGCUGACAGUUUUAUGGCGCAAACAAGACAAAUCUACAGCCAGAAGAAGCUCUCAGAUAACAUUCACAAGUUUGCCGAAGUCUGCAUGCAGAGGCAACCAACUGAUCGGCCCAAUGUGUCGCAGCUCUUCAAUCAUCCCGUCUUCAAGCAGACCAAGCACACAAAUCUCAGUGAGCAAUUGACCAAUUUUGGCAUCCACCCCGUGGACUAUUCGCAACAUUGUGAUGAAAAUUUGAAGCUUGUCCAGGACCUUUCGGACAUGAAUCUCAGUGCAGGGAGUGCCUUUGAGUGGGACUUCUGAUGGGAUUCAAUGUUCACCACAUCAUGAAUGAUCUUCCAUUUUUAUUUAAAUAAAAACUCCACAAGGAUAAAAAUUUAAUGUCACAA